Colletotrichum scovillei is the source of this 2079-nucleotide messenger RNA. RefSeq lists its product as uncharacterized. Gene Ontology annotation, cellular component: mitochondrial inner membrane. The record is from RefSeq and is a predicted model, not a curated record. The coding region runs from base 319 to 1848 and encodes 509 amino acids. NCBI's taxonomy places the organism in Eukaryota, Fungi, Ascomycota, Sordariomycetes, Glomerellales, Glomerellaceae. The transcript has 2 exons. Gene Ontology annotation, biological process: cardiolipin acyl-chain remodeling. Gene Ontology annotation, molecular function: A2-type glycerophospholipase activity.
CUCCGCGUCACCACUGCCCAGCACAACGGUGUCUCCGUCCUUCUUUUGUUACUGCACCUGCCUAGAACUCGGGAGGAUGCUAACCCGGCGUUAACUGCAUCUCUCUAUCCCGCUCCGUAUAGACUGCAGCCCCCCCGGUCCGCAUUCUUUGCUGACUGAUGAGUCGUCGCAAGUUUCAGAACAUCCGCGCUCUGGACACACACCUCCGCCGCCCGCGGCCACACUGAACUGACGCCUUGCGCUACCCGUACUUUAUUUUGCGACUUUUUGUAUAUAGACGGUUGGCCCCCGUCGCCACCACCCACAGCAACACCCGGCAUGAUACACCAACAAACAGCUUCUUCUCUAGUGAACGGGUCGCGACUCAAACUUGCUUCCUCACUACUAACAUCGUCGUCUGCAACUGUCAAAUCUCCCGCACCCAGCAAACGGACUUCUUCUGAAGACUCCGUCCCUCGCCGAUCCCACCAAACUAUGGCUGCCGCCGCCGCACCCCCCUCCGCUCCCAAUGCGACAACUCGUCCCCCGGGAACCUACUUCCCACUGGGAUACAAAGAUGCCGUAUAUCAAUGGUGGACAAGUGUAACUCCGCAAAUGGCCGAACGCAACGUCCUGUCACACAUCCCUUACCUCAAAGAAGCCCGCGAAAACGCCUCCCUCGACUCGACCAAGCCAGACCCCUUCGGCCAGCGCGUAUGGAAGUCCCAAAUGGUCGAGCUCUCCGGCAAGAACCGCGCCCUCAACGAAUACUCCAUCGAGCGCGUCGGCGAGGAGGUCGACAACAACCUCGUCAUCGUCCACGGCUACGGCGCCGGCCUCGGCUUCUUCUACAAGAACUUUGAGCCCCUCUCCCGACCCAAGGGAUGGAAGCUCUACGCCCUCGACAUGCUCGGCAUGGGCAACUCCACGAGGCCGCCGUUCAAGGUCACCGCUAAGGACCAGGAGGGUAAGACCCGCGAGGCCGAGGCCUGGUUCAUCGAUGCCCUGGAGGAGUGGCGCAAGAAGCGCAAUAUUGACAAGUUUACCCUCGUCGGUCACUCCCUCGGCGGAUACCUCUCCAUCGCCUACGCGCUCAAGUACCCCGGCCACCUCAAGAAGCUCAUCCUCGCCUCGCCCGUGGGAAUCCCCGAAGACCCAUACGCAGUCAACGCAGCCAUGCCCGAACCCGAAGAGUCGACCCUCCAAAACGAGUUCACACAGGACCAAAACGAAGUCACCAGUAACGGCUCCAACACAACAGCAUCACGAAACACCAAGCCCAACGCACCCAAGCGUCCCCUCCCAGGCUGGCUCGUCUGGCUCUGGGACGCAAACGUCUCCCCCUUCAGCAUCGUCCGCUUCACCGGCCCGCUCGGCCCCCGCUUCGUCUCCGGCUGGACCUCCCGCCGCUUCAACCACCUGCCCCAAGAAGAGUCCCAGGCGCUGCACGACUACGCCUUCUCCAUCUUCCGCCAGCGCGGCAGCGGCGAGUACGCCCUGCCGUACAUUCUCGCCCCCGGCGCCUUCGCCCGCAGCCCCAUGGUCAACAGGAUAGACGGCGUCGGCCGCCAGGUCAUUGAGAAGAGCACGGGCGAGAAGCUCAGGGAGACGGGAAUUCCCAUCGUCAUGAUGUACGGCGAGAACGACUGGAUGGACAAGAAGGGUGGCGUCGCGGCGGCCGAGAAGCUGAAGCAGGCUAGGUUGCAGGCGCUGCUCAACGGCACCGAGGAAGAGAAGAGGAGGGAGAAUGGGUCGGCAAAGGUUAUUGAGGUUUCCAAAUCGGGUCACCACCUUUACCUCGAUAACGCCGAGGAGUUUAAUGACUACAUCCUCAAAGAGAUGGAAGAUGUCCAGAAGAGCAAGCUAUAGAGAUUUGGGUUAUGGACAUUUCGGGAGUGGAGUGAUUGGUGAAAAUAGGGGCAAGCUUCACAGCCUUGCCAGCCAGAGGAGCAUGUUUUUUGAGGCGUUUUUCGGGGGAUUGCAUUGCGUGACAACAGAUCGAGCCUGAACACGGCCGACGGGAAUAUCCAGUGGGAGCGUUUGGCUUGGUAUAAUAGAGUCUGUUCAACCGUCUUAUCUAGAUGAUGAAUACAAUUACAU